Molecule: messenger RNA, 489 nt
Organism: Wickerhamiella sorbophila
Lineage: Eukaryota; Fungi; Ascomycota; Dipodascomycetes; Dipodascales; Trichomonascaceae
Product: Mitochondrial intermembrane space cysteine motif-containing protein MIX23
Exons: 1
Coding region: 1-489 (162 amino acids)
Cellular component (GO): mitochondrial intermembrane space
Source: RefSeq, a predicted model, not a curated record
AUGGAACAUACAGAACUCCAGACGCCAUACCAUUGUGUGAACCCGUCGGCGAUUAAAACAUUUCUACGUCAGUCAAGAGCGAUUUCUGAUGAUAAAAUUCCCAGCUCGUUGACACAAAGAUCGUGUGGCGAAGUGCUUCCUCGAAUGUACAAUGAGUGGAGGAAGCGCGACGAUAUUCUCGCAUUCUGUGGAGCUGUUGCCGGUGGCAGUUUGGAUGAGUCGCUACCAGACAACACUGCUCAAAUCAAGACACUCACAUCCCAUGCCCGCGACCAUAUUGAGUUUGCCAAGACUCAAAACGACCCUCGAGUUGAUUCUUACGCCGCCCGUGACGAAACAGCACUCAAAGAUCUUGAGCGUGAUUCGACAAUGCAAUGGGUUCGUAGAGAAAAGCUCACCGAAGAGAUCAUCAGAGAGACAACCGUUCGGAUCAUCGCAGACAAAUGCGGUGGAUUGGGGGUAGAUGCUCAGCAGUUUCACCGUUAUUGA